UUGAUGAGGGGUAAAUUCUAUCUAUAUAUUCCAUUUUUUGGAGGUACGCACCCACAUUUAUAUAAAUAAAAAAAUGGUUAGCAUUUGUUGUUGGUAUCUAUGAUCCUAAGGUUGGUUUGGAAAAAAAAAAAAAAAAAAACUAUGUCAGUGACCAUGUAAUGAUAAGGGAGUUAAAAAUCAUUAUCACAAAAUUUUCCAACAAUCUAAAUAUAAUAAAAUAUUUAAAAAGUAAAUAAUAAUCAUGUAUAUCAACAUAGGUUGAGCUUGUUUUGUGCUAUAGCUUCUAUCCAAGCCUAAGUUGAAUAGAUUGAUUUUUAUUUUUUUGAUAAGUUACUACUUUGUGCUGGAAAAAUCGUAUGAUUUUAUAAAAUUAUGUAAUAUACCUAGAAUUCGGUUUUUUUUUUUUUUUACACCAUUACUUUCUAUUAACAAUGCACAAUCAAUGUCUAUUAUAUUUACAAGUGUGUCACAAUCACAUGGGUCUUGGUUUAAAUUUCCUAUUUAAAAAUCUAUUUCUUAAAGCAUUUCCAAAGUCAAUAUAAUAGAUAAAUUACUAAAUCAGAAAUACACAAAUCAAAAAAUCUUUUGAUUUCUUUAAUUAUUCAAAUACACUAAAAAAAAAAAAAAAAAAAGCCCCGCGAAAAUGCUCUUCAAAGUCUCCGCGCUGUAUUAUUUAGUGGAGAGUACUAUAAUUUAUAAAGUUCCCAAUUUUGUUUUAUUUUGAUGGAUUCUUUGACCAAAAUUUUUGUUCCUUCUCUCUCUCUAGCUCUCUCCGACCUUAUAAAUAGAAGUCACAAAAUCAAUUGAUGACACAACAUACCAGGCCUUUCAUUCAUAGCUUAAUUCUUAUUUUUCCAAAUUAGCCACUAAAUAUCUUCCAAUGGCGCCAAAACUGUUCUUAUUGCUGCUUCUAACCAUCUUAAUAUGUUCACAUUCUCAUGGUGUCCACCUCAAAGAAACCACCAUGACCCUGCAUUUCCAAGAUUACUCCGCCGGUGCCAACGCCACAGUUCUCCCUGUCACCGGCAUCCCCGGCAGGGUUUGGUCCUUUUUCGGCUUCGGAACCAUCUUUUGCACCGAUGACCCAAUUACAGAAGGCCUAGACAAGAGCUCGGCCCAAAUCGGAAGGGCCCAAGGCAUGUACGUGACCUCCGCGAUGGAUGGGUCAAACACACAUGUUUUGAUCUCAAUUGUGUUCACUAAUGAGGAGUUCGGAGGUAGCACCUUGGAGAUACAGGGCACAAGCCGCCAACACGACGCUGUGAGGGAGGUGGCCGUGGUGGCCGGCACAGGGAAAUUUCGGUAUGCGCGGGGCUACGCCACCUUCGAGACCGUUUAUUACGACAUGGAGAUUUCGUAUGCAAUCAUCCGGUGCAACGUUACUGUGAUGCAUUAUUGAGAGAGCGAAUUGGUGCAGAAAAAUAAAAAGCUGCUUGGACUUCGAUUAUAGAUUUACUAUGCUAUCAUGUACUGAUGGAAAUUACUUAUCCUUCAAAGAAUUUUUAGUGUGUUCCUUUCAGUAUUUAUUAGGGUCAAAGUCAGUGUAAUAGGAUGAUUAGCCAUGUAAUGGACAACUUUUUAGUAUUUUCAAUUUGUCAUAUAAUAACGGGCAAUCUGUUUUUCUUUAUUUUAGUCUUUCAUGUGCGUUUGGAUAAAUAAGUGAGAAAAGAAAUAAAAUGAUAGUAUUAAUUAGAAUAGAAAAGAAAAAAAAAAAAAAUGAAUAGUAAUAAUUUUUAUUCAUAUUUGGAUAGAUAGUGGAGAAAAGAAAAUAAAGGAUAGUAAUAAUUUUUAUUCAUAUUUAGAUAGAUAGGGAAAAAAAAAAAAAAAAAUGAUACUUAUUCUUGUUUGGAUAAUAAAGAGGAGAGAAAAGAAAAGAAAGGAUAAUAAUUAAAUUACUGUCCUACCCUUUUAUACAAAGCAAGAGCAUAAAGCCUUGUUCUA
Molecule: messenger RNA, 1941 nt
Organism: Cornus florida
Lineage: Eukaryota; Viridiplantae; Streptophyta; Magnoliopsida; Cornales; Cornaceae
Product: dirigent protein 2-like
Exons: 1
Coding region: 881-1399 (172 amino acids)
Source: RefSeq, a predicted model, not a curated record